Pelodiscus sinensis (Chinese soft-shelled turtle) is the source of this 1335-nucleotide messenger RNA. Lineage: Eukaryota; Metazoa; Chordata; Testudines; Trionychidae. The record is from RefSeq and is a predicted model, not a curated record.
GCAGCAUUAACAUUCUCCUCUUCCUCACAACAGAAGCACAAACUGCUUUUAUUUCCAGACACUUUACUUGUUUUAGUUCCAAAUGUCAGUGUAUCCAAAUCUCUUUCUUCUAAGGUUGAACUUUACUACAUGAUACUGGAACGUUUGGGGAAGUAUCAGGAAGCCUUGGAUGUUGUUAGAGGAAAACUAGGAGAGAAGCUGACCAGUGAGCUCCAGAGUCGAGAGAAUAAGUGUAUGGCACUGUAUAAAAAACUGUGCAAGUGGCCAGAAUGCAACGCAUUGUCUAGGAGGUUGCUACUGAAAAACUCAGAUGAUUGGCAAUUCUAUAUAAUGUACUUUGAUUCAGUCUUUCAACUCAUUGACAAAUCCUGGACUCCUCCAGAAGAAGGAGAGCACUCUUUGGAGGGAGAAGUGCAUUAUUCUACAGAGCAAGCUGUGAAAUUUGUAGAGGAAAGAAUAACGGAAGAAGCUAAGAGCUCUCGGCCACUUCGGGGACCCUACUUAGCCAAGUUGGAGCUGAUUAGACGUUUGCAGCACAGGGAUUGUAAUGAUCAAUAUAAACUAGGUGACCCAGAAGAACUCAUGUUCCAAUACUUCAAAAAGUUUGGGGACAAACCCUGCUGUUUCACUGAUAUCAAGGUAUUUGUGGACCUUCUCCCAUCCACCCAGUGUACAAAGUUCAUCAGACAGUUGCUAGCUGUCAUUCCUUUGUCAGCACCAACAGAGGGUAAACUUGCACUGCCAGCGGACAUCAAAGCUUUGCAACAACACUUGUGUGUGGUACAGCUAACAAGAUUGCUUGGUCUCUAUCACACCAUUGAUAAAAAACAAAAGCUGAAUGUAGUCCAGGAGCUGAUGUUAAGAUAUCAGCAUGGAUUGGAGUUUGGGAAAUCUUGUUUGAAAACUGAAUUGCAGUUUUCAGAUUAUUACUGUCUGCUUGCAGUCCAUCUGCUCCUUGACAUGUGGCUAGAGGCAGGUGAAGAGAUCGCUGUGUGGCAGUCCUUGACUUUAUUAGAAGGAGGAUUAACCCGCAGUCCUUCUAAUGCUCAGUUCAAAUUGCUGCUCAUUCGAAUUUACUGCAUGCUUGGUGCAUUUGAACCUGUUGUGGAGCUUUAUUCCAGCCUUGAUGCUAAGCACAUACAGCACGACACCAUCGGAUACCUUCUGACACGCUAUGCAGAGUCCCUGGGUCAAUAUGCUGCUGCAUCCCAAUCGUGCAAUUUUGCACUCAGGUUUUUCCACUCCAACCAGAAAGAUGUAAGUGACACUAAUUUCUCUCAUGACUCCUCCUAACUAAGCAGUUGCGUUCUCUUCAAAAUAACUUGGACACAUGGC